ACCAAGAAAGAACCAUAAAAGAGAGAAGGGGGGAAUGUGUACCAAAAUACCAUCUUCCUUCCUUCCCUCUUCCUAUCAAACAAGAGAACAAGUACACCAACAAAUGUCUCAAACACCAACACUGCAGCAAAACAAAAUAUUUUUUUCUUAAAUUACACAAUGAGAAACACCAAAGAUUACUACUUUCACCAAUUCUUGUUCUUGAUUUUGAUUUCUCAAUUUCUUCAUCCAAUUCUUGCUAUACCCACUGAUACAAUCACCCCAACACAGUCUUUAACCAAAGAUCAAACCUUAGUAUCUUCCGAUCAACUCUUUGAAUUAGGCUUUUUCUCUCCAGGCGGUGCAAAUUCAGACAAAUGGUAUAUCGGUAUUUGGUAUAAAGAGAUUCAAGACAGGACUAUUGUCUGGGUUGCAAACAGAGCUAAACCCCUUUCAGCUUCAUCAACAUCAGUCCUAAAAAUCACAGAAAUUGGUACCCUUCUUCUCGUCGAUGGCCAAACUGGGAAUUCCGUUUGGUCUUCCGAUCAAACUCCGGCGACCAACGUUGUAGCCCAACUACUUGACUCCGGGAACUUUGUCAUUCGACCGGAAAACGAUGACAGGGAACAGAGUUACCUAUGGCAGAGCUUUGAUUAUCCAACAAACACUUUAUUACCUGGGAUGAAACUUGGGUGGGAUUCAAAAUCCGGGAUGAAUAGAAACAUAACAUCAUGGAAAUCAGCAAUUGACCCAGCUCCCGGAGAUUACACUUUCAAGAUCAACACCAGUGGGUUCCCGGAAAUUUACUUGACGAAUAAACAAGAAAUUAUCUACCGGAGCGGGGCUUGGAAUGGAAUUAGAUUCAGUGGGGUACCGGAAAUGAAGGCAAGUGAUAUUAUCUCAUUCGAAUUUCAGUUCAAAUCCGAUGAAAUUACUUAUACGUUCAAACUACACAACAAAACUUUAUACUCAAGAUUGUUCGUGAGUCACAGUGGUUUUCUUGAAAGAUUCGCUUGGAUCCCAACAAGCAACCUAUGGAAUCGAUUUUGGUAUGCUCCAAAAGAUCAAUGUGACGGAUACACAGAGUGUGGGAUAUCUGGAAUUUGUGACACAAAUAUUUCACCAAUCUGCAAAUGUAUGGUGGGAUUCAAGCCUAGAAAUCAAGUGGCCUGGGAUUUGCGAGAUGGGUCUGAUGGUUGUGUUCGUUUUCAUAAUUUGGAUUGUAAAACUGAUAAAUUUAACAUAUUGAAGAACAUGAAGUUGCCAGAUACGACGAAUUCGUUUGUGGAUACGACUAUGAAUUUGGAUGAAUGUGAAGCUAUGUGUAUGAAGAAUUGUUCUUGCACGGCCUAUACAAAUUCGAACAUUAGCGGAAGCGGGUCGGGUUGUGUGAUUUGGAGCUCCGAACUUGUUGAUAUGCGGCAGUAUGCGGUGGCGGAAGGUGGCCAAGUUCUCUACGUUAGGGUGGCUUCUUCUGAUGCAGUGCAAAUUGGAGGUGAAGGAUCUGGAAAUAGUUCUCGCAAGACAAAAAUAGUUGCAAUAGCUGCUGGGGUUACAGUUGGUAUAGCUCUUGUGUUAUUUGGACUAACCCUUUGCAUCUUAUCAAAGAGAAGAAAACAUCAAAGUUCAAUCCGAACUAAAUCCGUGAACAGAGGCACUAGCGAACGAAGUCAAGAGCUUUUGAUGAAUGCAACUAUUAUUCCAAGUAAAAGAGAAUUUUCUGGUGAAACUUCCACGGAAGAGUUUGAAUUGCCAUUGUUUGAUUACAGUACCCUAGCUACGGCAACAGAAAAUUUUUCUGACGCGACUAAGUUGGGCCAAGGUGGCUUUGGUUGUGUUUACAAGGCAAUGCUGGUUGGUCAAGAAGUAGCAGUCAAAAGGCUCUCGAAGAAUUCUGGACAAGGAGUAGAGGAAUUUAAAAAUGAGCUAAGAUUGAUUGCCAGGCUUCAACACAGAAAUCUAGUCCGGCUUCUUGGCUGUUGUGUUGAUAUGGAAGAGAAGAUGCUGAUCUAUGAAUACCUGGAGAAUAAAAGUUUAGAUUCAAUUUUGUUCAAUAAACAGAAAAGCUCGCUGCUCGACUGGCAAAAGCGGUUCAAUAUUAUUUGUGGGAUUGCUCGGGGGCUUCUAUACCUUCAUCAAGAUUCAAGAUUUAGGAUUAUCCAUAGAGACCUUAAAGCAAGCAAUAUUCUGCUUGAUAAGGAUUUGACCCCCAAAAUAUCAGAUUUUGGCAUGGCAAGAAUUUUUGGCGGAGAUGAGACUGAAGGAAAUACCAAAAGAGUAGUUGGAACCUAUGGUUACAUGUCUCCGGAAUAUGCAAUGGAUGGCCUCUUCUCUGUUAAGUCCGAUGUUUUCAGCUUUGGGGUUUUGGUGUUAGAAAUAGUAACCGGAAAGAAGAACAGGGGAUUCUAUUAUCAAAAUAACCAACUCAACCUUCUUGGACAUGCGUGGAGACUCUGGAAAGAAGGGAGCGGCUCAGAGCUACUAGAUCCAUCUUUUGGAGAAUCUUUUUCUCCAUCUGAAGUAAUGAGAUGCAUACAGGUUGGACUGUUGUGUGUCCAGGAACAAGCAGAAGACCGACCAAACAUGGCCACUGUGGUUUUGAUGCUAGGUAGCGAAAGUGCAUCACUUCCUCAGCCUAAAAACCCAGGAUUUUGCCUUGGAAGAAGACCCGUUGAUUCUGAUUCAUAUUCGACUAAUUAUGAAGAAACUUGCACUGUCAAUCAAGUUACAGUUACCAUGAUAGAUCCCCGGUAGUUGAUGGUAUCGCCCUCAGAAAGUGUGUAUAUUACUACAAGAGGUUCACAAUUUUCUCUUGUAUACUAUCUCAGUUUUUGUUUUUGGGUAAGUUUUGUGAAAGAUAAAGAGCAUAAUUAGGUCUUUUUUUCUCAUUACAUACAAUUUGUGAAUUCAAAAUCUUGUCUUUUUUCAUCAUCAAUGUAAUAGGCCAAUCAUUCCUUUUCCAUAUCCUUCUAAAUUACUGUGUCAUUAUUGAUGUGAUUCAGAAGGAAUAUCUUGUGCAUUCAUCUUCAUUUCUACUAAAUAAAAUUUAAACUUUUGGUCUUUUCA
This is a messenger RNA of Solanum lycopersicum (tomato), 3045 nucleotides long. RefSeq names its product receptor-like serine/threonine-protein kinase SD1-8. Gene Ontology annotation, biological process: protein phosphorylation; recognition of pollen. Gene Ontology annotation, molecular function: ATP binding; protein serine/threonine kinase activity. The record is from RefSeq and is a predicted model, not a curated record. Lineage: Eukaryota; Viridiplantae; Streptophyta; Magnoliopsida; Solanales; Solanaceae.